This is a messenger RNA of Babjeviella inositovora NRRL Y-12698, 447 nucleotides long. RefSeq lists its product as uncharacterized. The record is from RefSeq and is a predicted model, not a curated record. The transcript has a single exon. The annotation marks the transcript as partial. Lineage: Eukaryota; Fungi; Ascomycota; Pichiomycetes; Serinales.
UCUCCGGAGGAAGUUGCCCAAGCCGUUGCCUACGACGCUUCCUUCAUUUCAUAUUUCCUCCUUGACUUUGACUUUAACAAUGACCGUUACACCUCUUACAUGAAAGACAACGGUUUGAAGUACCCGCAAACCUUGAUCCAGUAUAUCGUGGACCAGCAGGGCCAAACGGACCUCACCAAGGCUUUGGAUGCUUUCCCAUUCACUCAGUUUCGAACAUACAUCACCGCCUUUCCGUGGUAUAAUUCUUUGUUAGGAAAAGGCUCUAUUACUGAGUUUAAAGUGCCUGGGGACUUUACCGCUGCGCCAGAAGCCUCAGCGGUACCCGUUGUAGAGGCCACCCCGUCCGCAACAGUCUCAGACACUGUUACGUUCACCAGCAACAACUUAAACUCCCAAGCUAGAUCACUGGAGGGUUCCAGUUCUACCAGACCUACUAAUUCCGUCUCA